GGCAGGCAGCCAGAGAAGAGGGGUGAUGUCACCUCUAACAGGCAGCCAAUGAGAGUCAGGAGGGGUGGAGAGAGAGAGCGGCCGGAGGAGGGUGUGUUUUUUCUAUCACUGCAGCAUCAGCAGAGAGGAGAGGUGCACAAUCAAUUUCACAGAGAAGGAGAAGAGGAAGACGCAAAGGCACAAGUAGAUAAGCAAGAGAGGCAGGAAAAGAGGACGCCGGGACUUGCCGGAGGAUCGAGCAUCAGCGUGGAGAGAGGAGAGCAGCAGGAGGGCGUGGAUCUAUAGUUAAAGAAGAAGACAGGAGGAAAAAAAGAAGACAAGAGUGACCAAAGACGGACGAGGCAAUCCUGCGGCCUCCCGGAAGAGAAACAUAGCCUCACACUUGCUCAGCACGAGUGUGCGUCUGUGCGAGGUUGCCCUUUUACUGUACGCGUGUGCGAGCAGGUGGUACUUUGAUGGGACAGUGAGCAAUGCCUCACACGCAGCGACAGCCGGUUGGCAGUAGGGGGCAGUGCUCCUCCCGCCUCCUCCCCCUCCUCCUUCUCCUCCUAUCCCUCGCUGGCCACAGCCAUGCAGCCAUACACAUACCCUCCAACUACCACAUAAGUGAUCUGAAGAGGCCUCCAGCGAUCACCACGCAGCCGGAGUCUGUCACCGUCUUCAGCGUUGAGGACCUCGUCAUGAGCUGCGAAGCCUCCGGAAACCCUACGCCCAUUUUCCGAUGGACAAAGGACGGACAGGAGUUUGUCCCUGGUGGCGACCCGGAGCUGAAGGUUACCGAGAACACUGGCUCAUCCGCAUUCUACACUCUCAGUAACACAAUGGACUCGCUGAAGCAGUACCAAGGCAAAUACAUCUGCUACGCGUCCAACGAGCUGGGGACUGCCGUGUCUAAUGAGGCCCUGCUCAUCACUGAUGUGCCUCCGACCCUGCAGAAGGAGAAAAAGGUUACCGUGAAGUCUGAGCAGGGAAGCAGUAUUGUUCUGAAGUGUAACCCCCCACAGAGCUCUAUGGAGCCGAUCAUUCACUGGAUGGACUGGACGCUCCAUCAUAUCCAGCUUAAUCAGCGAGUGGUGGUGGGGAAAGACGGCAACCUGUACUUUGCCCAUUUGACGGCAGAGGACAGCCGGAGCGACUACACCUGCAACGUCCAGUACCUGGCGACUCGCACCAUUCUGCCAAAGGAGGCCAUCACACUGACUGUCACCGCCUCCAACUCGGUAGUGCGGAACAAGAGGCCUCAGAUGAUGAGACCUACUGGAAGCCACAGCACUUACCACGCCCUCAGGGGUCAGACCGUGGAGCUUGAGUGCAUCGUGCAAGGCCUUCCGACUCCUGACGUGAGUUGGCUGAGGAAGGACGGGGAGCUGUCCGAGUCUCGAACCACGCGGGACAUGUUCGACCGCCGCCUGCGCUUCAGCAACAUCUCAGAGAGCGACGCGGGCGAGUACCAGUGUAAAGCCAACAACUCCCAGGGAAAGAUCACACACACUUACACUGUGAUUGUGGAAGCUGCUCCCCACUGGGUGAAGGAGCCUGUCAGUCAGUUAUAUGCCCCGGGUGAGACUGUCAAACUGGACUGUCAGGCAGACGGCAUCCCCUCUCCUGCCAUCACCUGGACCAUCAAUGGGGUCCCCCUCACAGAUAUCGAUGAGGACUCCAGACGUGCUGUGAACCCGACCUCUCUUAUCCUAGAGGAUGUCAACUUCGAAGACACCGCCAUAUACCAGUGUCAGGGCUCCAACAAGCACGGAACCAUCAUCACCAACACCAACGUUUAUGUGAUUGAGCUGCCACCACAGAUCCUUACCGAGGAUGGGACCACAUACACAUUUACAGAGGGCCACAAGGCUUUGCUGGAGUGUGACACCUUUGGUUCUCCUCAACCUAAAGUUACAUGGGAGAGUGGCAGCAGCUCCCUUCUGGCAGAUCUCAGAGUGAACCCACUGACGAAUGGGGGCCUCGAGAUCGCUAAUGUCACUCAUGAAGACGAAGGCCUCUACACCUGCUCUGUAAAGAACACCAACAUGUCUAUCAAUGCCGUGCUGGAAGUCCUAAACAGGACCGUGAUCUUGUCGCCACCACAGGCUCUGAAGGUGCAGCCUGGAAACACAGCCAUCUUCACCUGUCUGGCCCUAGUUGACCCCAAGCUCGGUUCCCCUCUCAUUCAGUGGAGAAAGAACAAUCAGAAGCUCUACGAGUCGCAAAGUGACCAAAAAUACACAAUAGAGGGUCCAGACCUGAUGAUAAAUAAUGUGGACGCAGAUGAUGAGGCUGUGUACACCUGUCAGGUCAUCACGAAGCUGGACAUGGCUGAGGCCAGUGGCACCCUCACUCUAUGUGACCGUCCAGACCCUCCUGUCCUCAUUCAGGUCACUGAUCUCAAGCGUCGCACAGUCACUAUCAGCUGGACUCCUGGAGACGACAAUAACAGCCCUGUGAUAGAGUACGUGGUUGAGUUUGAGGACCAAGAUUCGAAGGAGAGGAACUGGGAAGUGCUGAAGAGAGUAAGUGGGAACACAGAGCGUGUCAGCCUCCCCCUGUGGCCCGACAUGUCCUACCGUUUCCGGGUCACUGCCGUCAAUGAUUUGGGUAAGAGCGACGCCAGCAAGCCGUCUGAAAUUCACAAGACACUCGCUGAAGCUCCAGACAAUAACCCUGAAGACGUGAGAAGUGAGUCCACAGACCCAGACACUCUGGUCAUCACCUGGGAGGAAAUGGACAAACGCAACUUCAAUGGCCCUGAGUUCAAGUACAGGGUGCUGUGGAGGCGAGUGCUGGGCAGCGGGCCCAGCUGGCACAUCAAUCACACAGCGGCACCGCCAUUCAUCGUCAAUGACGUUGGCAACUUCUCCGCCUUUGAGAUAAAAGUACAGGCUGUGAAUGAGAAGGGAGAUGGACCUGAACCAGACCCGGUCAUUGGCUACUCAGGAGAAGAUGUUCCUUUGGAGGCUCCGAUGGAUGUGGGCGUUAUACUAAUAAACAGCACUACCAUCAAAGUGACCUGGGCAGCAGUGGACAGAGAGACAGUCAGAGGGCACUUGCUGGGAUACAAGAUCUACUUGACCAGGACUGGCUCCAGGGGCCACCACCGUGGCAGAAGGGCAAAGGAGUCAGAAAGCACAAUCGUGUUGGAGACUGGGGCCAACGAAGAAAAGAAGAUGAUCAGUGAUCUCAGGCCCUUCUCCCACUAUUCACUGGCUGUCAUGGUAUUCAACAGCAAGGGAGAGGGACCUUCCUCUGAGACGCUGUCCUUCAAGACCCAUGAGGGAGUACCCGGUCCUCCCAUGUCCCUGAGUUUGGACAGCCCAUCAGAGACAGAGAUGACCCUCCACUGGACGCCUCCUGAACAACCCAACGGAGUCCUCAUUGGAUAUCUCCUGCAAUACCAACGUAUUGUGGAGAGUGAUGACAGCCCCAUGCAAGUAGAGACAAUAGACGAUCCCACUGUCACCCACCUCACGCUGAGGAGCCUGGACCGGCACAGCAACUAUCGCUUCUACCUGCGUGGGCGCACUGCCACUGGAGACGGAGAGCCCAUAAAGCAGGAUGGCGCCACCACGCUGGACGGAGCGCCUCCUUCCAACAUCAGCCUGUCUGCGGGGGAAAACUCAGUUAACCUCAGCUGGGUAGCCAAAAAGAGACAUAGGAAUGUUGACUUCCAGAUUCACUACCUCAGAAAGAAUGAUGGCAGCACAUGGAAGAAGACGGAGAAGAUGAACUCUUCUCAGUCCUCCUACCAGCUCCAAGGCCUGACACCCGGCUCUGACUAUCAUCUACGCAUCACCCACAGCAACACCACCUUCUGGGAAGCUCACAUCAAGACAAACGGAACAGCCGUGACGGAGGUGCAGCAGAGCUUUGCGACGCAAGGCUGGUUUAUCGGCGUGGUGAGCGCCAUCGUGCUGCUGCUGCUGAUACUGCUCAUCCUCUGCUUCAUCAAGAGGAGUAAAGGGGGAAAGUACUCAGUGAAAGAUAAAGAGGAGGGCCCGAUGGAUUCAGAGGCGCGGCCUAUGAAAGAUGAGACUUUCGGAGAGUACAGUGAUCUCGAGGAGAAGCACACGGCCAGCCAGCCGUCCCUGUGCGAGGAGAGCAAGCUGUGCAGCGAGGACAACCUCGACUUCAACGGCAGCAGUGCCAGGACCUUGGAGCUCAACAUGGAUGAGUCCCUGGUCAGCCAGCUCAGUCGGCCUAGCGAGGGCCCGGACGCGCUCCACGGCCUGCCCGACAACUCCCCGCUCAACCCCAACACCGUCUCCCCAGCCCCCAACGGCACGCCCAACUCAGUUACCAUUCUAGAUUAACCCCCACAUGUCCACCGGGGGGACCACCAGACCAAAACAUGUCAACACAUAUGUGCCCAUAUGCUCUUGUUCCUUAUACUGACGUGCUGAUCUGUACUUUGACGACUGAUACACAAUCAAUAUAUUGACUAUUCAGAUGGCCCUGGCAGUCAUCUGAUGGACUGGACUGUUUUGACCAAAGGAGUGUCCAAAUGAGUGGACAAUGUGAUACGAGUCUGACUGACCUGAAGAUGUCCGUCCCUCAUCCUCUUUUAUCUGUGUAGUUUACUAACUAAUCCAAAUGACUAACAUUCAUUUCUCUCCCUUUCUUCUCGUUCUUUCUCUCAGCAACCAACUCUAUAGAAAGAUAAAGACAGAAUGCUGUACAGAUAGAACUAAGAGAGGGACUGUGGCUGUGGUUGUGUAGAGAUGCAGUCGUUCAUUGAGAGAGGAGGGUGGUGUGUGAGGAAACAAAAGUUUCCACCAGUCUUGAAACUUAGAUAUUUAUCAUGUCUUGACACAUUAUCUUAUUUUUUUUUACGUCGAAAGCCAUUUAAUGUCUCAGAUUGUAUUUGCCAGUGACAUUUUUCAUGUCUUUAAUUUUCUAUGUUUUUGACAAACAAAAAACAUCAUUUUUCUUUCAUUUUUCUUCUCAUCAUCAUGUUGUGUUAUUGUGUUUUUCAUUAUUUAUGUAGAUCUCACGACUUCUCUUUAUCGACAUAGUUCAUAGAUCGAGAUGCUUUCAUCGAAACUAAGCGAAGCCAAGUUUCUUACUAUAAAUAACUUGCUGUGAAGAUGCUGAGUAGCAUCUGGUGUAUAUAGCUGCAUCUACAUCUAUCUACUUAGCCAUAAUACAGUAUUAUAGAUAUGUACAUGCUCCUUAUAUGUUCCUGUGCCUGCUGGGUCUGCAUAGAGCACCAGAUUGAUGUCAUUACUCUCUCGCCUUCCCACCAGAAGUGUAAUGCCAUUAUUGGAAAAUAUAUUGUACUUUUUUGUGUCAACACCUACGUGUAGCUUUCUGUAUCUUGUCUUUGUCUCUUUCUACACUGUAUUAAAAACAUCGUUGUCUCCAAUUAACAAUCCUUUCAUACCUGUCCAUCCCAUAAUACGCUAAUUGUUUGAGGAGCAGUAUUUAUGUAUACUACAGAUCGGAGAGAGGAGUCUCGUGGGCGAACACGCUCAAGGUUUAUUUUCAGAAUCCAAGUUGACAUUUCCGACAGGCUUGGCGAUUGCCAAACAGUUGGUAGUUAUAUCAAAUGCAGAGAAUGUAUUCUUUUUAGGGCUGGGUAGUCAUUGUAUCUACAUGCUACUGAUAAAACAAAUCUGAGAUACAAGUUACUGGAGAGAGAGGAGUGGCAAUGACAAGAUCUGGAAGGACAGGUUUUCCCCCAUUGAAUGUAAAUACAACCCUAAAAGAUUGUUCUUAUGAACCAAACCAUGUUUGAUAGAAAAUGUGAAAAAACGUGCAGGUUUAACAUCUAAUUUUAAAUUUGUUGCAAGCUGUAAUUUUUCUUCUUUGUACUAUUGCUAUGAAUCCAACCUUUCCCCUUUUGACUGCAGUGAGAUUUGGCUGUUUUAGCAAAAAAUAGCUCAUAGCUGAGGAGAGAGGGGGGAAAAAAGAAAAAAAAAAGUUCUGUCGAUGUUUUCAAGCAUUUCAAAAAUUAAAAAAAGUGUGCAUUAGUGUCAUUUAGUGAUAGUAGUAGUUGCAUUACGAUGAAAGCUAAGAUUCCGUUCCUGCCCAUAACCAUCCAGCGAUGCAUUGCAGUGCAGUGAAUAUCUGUGGAGUUUUUGUCCGAUGCAGUCAUGAGAGGCGGCGAUGCAGUUGGUGCACACCACAGGGAGCACCUAUGUGCAACGUUGCAGUCUCGGUUCUCCCUACUCAAAUAAAAGCUCGACACUGGCCAGAUAUUACCUGACAGUCCGUGAGGUGGAAAACAUGGGAUGUCUUAGAGCGGCCAGUGGCACACACAGAGGUGUGUUUGAGCUCCCUGUUGUUGGCUAUAUAGACUCACUCAGGACAAAUAAAGGUUUAAAAAUAUCUAUUUUCAUACCAGGAGCGAGGAAUGACACAAAAUAUGCCAAUAUUCUAACUUGACUAUCUGCUGCUAAACAUCUGUGUUUGUCAGUGUUCGAGGGCAAAUGUUAGCUUUGAAUGAGGAACGAGUGUACACACACAGAUACUCACUCGACUGCCACUCACUCUUUGCUUUUCGUGUUUCAAGGUGAAAUGUGGGGUCGCUGGCAUUUGCUUUCCACCAUUGUUUCCCCCCUCCAUAUUUUAUAAUUAAAAAGAGGAAAAUAUGAAUUGGCUCGUUUAGAGAAGCUUCUUGAGAACUCUGAAAAACAGACAGGCUUUAAACAACAAUGCCCCUGUGGGAGGAUGGGGGCGAGAGAAAGGGAGGGAGAGUGUGUGUCCCUGGUGAGGUGUAAAUGUGCCUCUUUGUGAAGUGUGGGGUGCACUGUUGGCACAGUGGGAACUGGUGGGAUCUCUAUGUACCAUGGGUCGGCGUUAGAAGUUGAGUGGAUUGUACCACAUGUGGGGCAACGAUAAUUGUAACUGCAUUAUGAAUCUACCACUGUAACUGGAUAUAUGAGUGAAAAUAAAGUACAUGGAACAA
This is a messenger RNA of Pleuronectes platessa (European plaice), 6901 nucleotides long. RefSeq names its product L1 cell adhesion molecule, paralog a (gene l1cama). The transcript has 28 exons. Bases 471 to 4304 code for a protein of 1277 amino acids. NCBI's taxonomy places the organism in Eukaryota, Metazoa, Chordata, Actinopteri, Pleuronectiformes, Pleuronectidae. Gene Ontology annotation, biological process: brain development; cell-cell adhesion. The record is from RefSeq and is a predicted model, not a curated record. Gene Ontology annotation, molecular function: cell-cell adhesion mediator activity.